AGCGUUCCGGAGCAAUCCUACUUUCCCCACCACCACCACAGCGAAAUCCCCACCGCGAGAUGCCGCUCCGCCACCUCCUACGCCGCUCCGCCGCCGUCUCCGGCGGCCUCCGCCGCUCCUUGACCACCGCCGCCUCGCACCCCCCGUGGGCCGCGAUGGGCUACACGGCGUGGACCGUCGGAGCGCCGAGCGCGCAGGUGCGCUUCGCCGAGCCGCCGCGCGUCUCCGAGGUAUACGUCCCGGAGCACCUCGUCAAGACCGGCCCCCUCCCCGACCCCGACGGCGACUUCGUGCAAGGGCUUGCCGGCGUCGUCUGCGCCGCAAGCGCCGACGGCCUCCUCCUCCUCGCCUACGCGGAGACGCGCUUUUUUGCUCGCAUCGUCGCCAGGCAGGGCGGCCGUGCGCUGCGGCUGCCACCCCAAACCGACGCCCUCAAGUCCAUCGACCCCGACCACGUCCCCAAUGUCGCGCGCUUCGUCUUCAACCCCCUCACGCGCCAGAUAACCCGCCUCCCGGACCGUGUGACCAAGUUCGAGGUCUCCCCGCUUUUCAAACUCCGCAUGGGCCUCCUCACCCAGGCCGAUCGCGGCCACGGGCCGCCUGACAGGUUCGCCGUCGCCGAGCUGCAGGAGGACAACCUCAUGCUCCGCUUUCUCUCGGAAAGGGGCGAGUGGGAGAACGCGGUGGUCUCGCCGUGCCCAUUCCCGUCUGCGCGGCGAAUGAAGAUUGACCAGAGGACGCUGGCAUUUGGCGGUCGCCUGUGGUGGGUCGACGUGACCCUGGGCGUAGUCUCCGCCGAUCCCUUCAGCGAUCGGCCGGAGCUCUCCUUCAUCGAGCUGCCGAAGGGCAGCGUGCUACCUGCAAGGAGCCCGCUGCCUGACGCCGACGGCGAGUCGUCGUGGCGUCCGUACCGGCGCGUGGAUGCAAGCGAAGGGCGGCUGUGGUACGUCGAGGUCUCUCGAAAGGAACCGUUUCUACUCAGCUCCUUUGUGCUCGACAACGAUGGCACAGGCUGGACGCUGGAGCACCGGGUGGCGCUCAGCAAGCUCUGGGCGGAUGGAGGCCACCCAUGGCCAUGGCUGCCCUUGUCGGAGGGGAAGACGCCACAAAUUGAGCUUCUUGACCCACUUAACGCCAAUGUGGUGUACCUCACGGUUGACAAGAAACACGUUAUCGUCGUGGACAUGAACAUGAAGAAGGUGACUGGGAGUUACCUGUAUGGAAGGGAAUUCUCUGUACCUUGUCUUCUUCCUCCGUGGCUUGGAUCGAGCCGGAUCCCUUCUGCAGGUAAGCACGCCCGGAAACACGAGACUCUGCCAGACGUGUUGGUUCUCUGAGACAUCCAGUAGAAGAGAUGAAGGUUUCUUAUCUUAAAACUAACAGGUGGUGGUGUCUAAUCCUGAUGGUGGUAUCUUACCGGAUUCUCAUUUUAGGCGAAAUCUGGACAAGUCUUGGUUUGAUGGAGUUUUGCGAUCAACUUACUAUAUCUUGUUUUGAGGGGAAACUUGGAGUAUUUUCAGACUAUGGGUUCACAACAGAACAUUGCAGUCGAAUUGCUAAAUUCAGUCAGCAAGUAACGGGCAUCACGGAGCAUCGUGUAUGUGGUGUUUUACUACCUAGACAAUACAUUCCUAGAAAAGGAUUGACGUCUGGACAUGUUUACUCUUGUGCGAUUAUCAUAUUUACGGGUCUUUGUGUAUCCCAUCCAUGCUGCAUUGACGAUUUGUCCCAAAUAACUACCAGCAUUUGCAAUUCUAGUGGUGUACGCUUGCAUGCUUACUUGUAUGAAAACAAAAAUAUGCGUUCAUGCCAAUAAAUGGUAUGUUGCUCUUGUAACUCAUUGUGAAAUAAGAAAGAUGAUGACUCAGUUUGGCUUC
Molecule: messenger RNA, 1877 nt
Organism: Hordeum vulgare subsp. vulgare (domesticated barley)
Lineage: Eukaryota; Viridiplantae; Streptophyta; Magnoliopsida; Poales; Poaceae
Exons: 3
Coding region: 60-1337 (425 amino acids)
Source: RefSeq, a predicted model, not a curated record